AUGACUACAUUGACAACUGAUCUUAGAAUCAAAUGGGAUAGUCAGGUACCUAUUUCAUGUUUACAAUUUGCUAAAACAGAUUCUGACUUAUUGGCGAUUGGCUCAUUUAACGGCUCUGUUUCUUUGUACAAAAUUAAAAAGCAUCAGAAUGAUUAUGCUGAAAUCCAUACCUUUUAUCAUUCUAAUCCUGUAUUAUCUAUAUGCUUUGAUGGGGACAUUGGAUUAUUUAGUGGUGAUUUAAAAGGUACAAUUAAAUACACUUCAUUCAAAACAAUGAAAACAAUAAUUUUUGGUCAACAUGAAAGUGGAUUUGGCAUUUCAAGAAUAUGUAUCUCAUCUUCAUCUCAUAGACUUUUUACAGGAAGUUAUGAUGGUUUUCUUUUAGUUUGGAAUAUUCCUGAUAAAGCAGUAACUGUUUCUUUAAACGUUGGUGAGAAAGUAUUUGCAAUGGAUAAUAAUAAGGAUUACAUUGUUGUUGGCACAUCCAAACAAAGUUUGUAUACAUUUGAUUUAAAUAAUCUUAAUGCUCCUCCAACAAUUAGAAGGGAUGUUACAAAAUAUCAAAUAAGAGAUUUGAAGAUUUUAAAUGAUUCAUCAACGAUUGUUAUUGGAACAAUAGAAGGACGAGUUGCUGUUGAGCCAUUGGAAGAAAAUGAAGAAUCAAAAGACAAAAAAUAUGCUUUUAAGUGUCAUAGAAAAAAAGAUAAAGUUAAGGAAUUUGUAUAUCCUGUCAAUGCUAUUGCUGCUCAUCCACGUGAAUUAGCUUUCUCUACUGGUGGAUCAGAUAAAAGUAUUUUUACAUGGAAUCCAGUUAAAAGAAAGAGAAUUUCUCAAUUUCACGAUCAACCUGAUAGUAUUCAAUGUUUGGAUUACAAUUAUACUGGAGAUCUUCUUGCUAUCGGUUGUACAUAUUUAGAUGAAUUGGAAGAAAGAAAUGGCGAUUCAUGUUGUGCAGUUAUUGUAAAAGGAAUAAAACAUGAAGAUGUCAUUUUAAAAUAA
Molecule: messenger RNA, 999 nt
Organism: Strongyloides ratti
Lineage: Eukaryota; Metazoa; Nematoda; Chromadorea; Rhabditida; Strongyloididae
Product: Mitotic checkpoint protein BUB3
Exons: 2
Coding region: 1-999 (332 amino acids)
Biological process (GO): mitotic spindle assembly checkpoint signaling
Cellular component (GO): kinetochore; bub1-bub3 complex; mitotic checkpoint complex
Molecular function (GO): ubiquitin binding
Source: RefSeq, a predicted model, not a curated record